This is a messenger RNA of Prosopis cineraria, 812 nucleotides long. RefSeq lists its product as uncharacterized. The coding region runs from base 1 to 570 and encodes 189 amino acids. The transcript has 2 exons. Lineage: Eukaryota; Viridiplantae; Streptophyta; Magnoliopsida; Fabales; Fabaceae. Gene Ontology annotation, molecular function: peptidyl-tRNA hydrolase activity. The record is from RefSeq and is a predicted model, not a curated record.
AUGGCGUGCGCCAUCUCAACGGGUCGUUUCUGUCUCGGUCCCUCUUCUGGUCCUAGCCUCAUUUUCUCAAGCACGAGAGUUAGGGCUGCACAGACAUUUCUCUGGAAUCGGGCGAGUAGACUCAGAUCGCGUUCAAUGAGUCAACCUGCUUCUGUGCCCCCCACCGAUCCCAUUAGUGCUUCCUCUCAAACUGGCACGUCGCAGUCGGAAAUCGCCGACGUUCUCGUGCAGUAUGUGGUGCUCCGGCGAGACCUGAUUGACUCUUGGCCCCUUGGAAGCGUGGUCACACAAGGCUGCCAUGCUUCUGUGUCCGCCGUAUGGUCCAACAAAGAUGAUCCUCACACCGUAGAUUACUGCAGCCCCGAGAAAUUAGACUCUAUGCACAAGGUCACGCUUGAAGUAAAAGGAGAGUCUCAGAUUUUAAACUUGUCCGAGAAGCUCACAUCUGGUGGCAUUGUUCACAAGCUGUGGAUUGAACAACCUGAAAACAUGCCAACAUGCCUUGCAACAAAACCUUAUCCCAAAUCUAUGGUAUCUUCAUAUUUUAAAAAGUUGAAACUUUGCAAGUGAUGCCAUGUUUGACAUUAUCCCGUUUUUGUCCUGCUAUCUGGGAGGGAGUGCCCUGAAAUGUGAUGCGAAGUGCUUGGAUUUUUUUGGCCACAUUCUCCUAUACUGUUAAACAGAUUCCAUUAACAAUGCAUACAUGAUAAUUCUUUUUGACAUAUGGUUACAAUGCUGAACAUGAUAAUUCAUGUUUGUAAACCGAGUCAAAUCCUUUUUUCUUAAUGAAACGUCGUGUUCAAGUUGGGCUA